Ostertagia ostertagi is the source of this 1599-nucleotide messenger RNA. The record is from the annotation of a GenBank genome assembly. NCBI's taxonomy places the organism in Eukaryota, Metazoa, Nematoda, Chromadorea, Rhabditida, Trichostrongylidae.
AUGACUUCUUGUGAUUAUAAAAUAAUUCAGGCAUCUGUCAUCAUCAUUUUUACCGAUGAAGCAUGGAGCCCAUUAAUGAGAACUGUUCACUCUGUUGUCAAUAGAAGCCCGCCGCAGUUGUUGAAGGAGGUCAUUCUCCUCGAUGAUAACAGCCAGAGAGAGGAGCUAAAGGAACAUCUGGACGACUAUAUUCGCCGCUUCAAUGGCUUGGUUCGUGUUGUAAGAAAGAAUGUCAGGCAUGGUUUGAUUAGGGCCAAAUUAGCUGGUGCCCGAAUAGCAACCGGUGAUGUCGUUAUCUUUCUGGAUUCCCAUUGUGAAGCAAAUGUGGGCUGGUUAGAACCACUUGUUCAACGAAUUAGUGAAAAACGAGAUGCAAUCAUCUGUCCAAUUAUUGACCAUAUCGCAGCUGAGGACAUGCGCUAUCAUGGUGAUAAGUAUUCGACUUCAGUCGGAGGAUUCUCUUGGGCCCUUCACUUCACGUGGGAAAGCAUGCCUGAAGUGGAAAAGAAGAGGAGACAAAGCCCUACGGAGUACAUAAGGUCUCCCACCAUGGCUGGAGGACUUUUGGCUGCUAAUCGUGAGUACUUCUUUGAAGUUGGCGCCUAUGACGAAGAAAUGGAUAUAUGGGGCGGAGAAAAUCUGGAGAUAUCCUUCAGGGUGUGGAUGUGUGGCGGUUCGAUAGAGUUUAUACCGUGUUCUCAUGUGGGUCAUAUAUUUCGUGCUGGCCAUCCAUAUAAUAUGACAGGAAAAUUCAUCCUGGAUGAAAAUGUUAUAGCCUAUGGCACGUUGUUCACCACAGUCAAUGGUUUCCGUAUGUGCACCGACACACUGCAACGUGAUGAACAUUACUCGCAUAUGCUAGGAGUGUACCCAUGUCAAGGGAAAGGGAGUCCACCUCAAUUAAUGUCGCUAUCGAAAGCUGGGCACUUGCGUCGAGAAACCAAUUGUGCUGAAGUCAUUUUAACGGAGUCGUCAGAUAAGGGUAAGGUCAAUAUGGUCUCCUGCAGUGAGGGUAGUGCCGUUUGGAAAUACGAGGCAAGUCUACAUUGCAAUAGAAUGAGUGAAUCCGGAGAUGUAGUUGUAAUGCCAUGCGGUCCAGGACCACUACCUGAUGUCUCUUAUCCGCUUAGUGUCACAUAUUGUGGAGAAUGUUCGAUGCCGCUGGAGUAUUGCGAAUAUUCUGGAAUGACGGACAAGUGUCGAAAGUGGAGUGAAGAGAACGCCCCAGAAGCUCUUGAGGGAAUUGAGAUAAGCGAUGAAAAUCUUGAAGAGAAAAAGCAUCAAAAGAGAGGAGGUAAAGGGAUCGUAAAGGCUGUAAAGAAGAAGCCAGUAGCCGCAGGUACGAAGGUGACACUUCAGCGUGAACCACGAGGAAAGAAAAGUGUGACUGUUAUUAGAGGGCUAGCAACAUUUGAGAUUGACCUCAAACAGGCUUCAAAACUGUUCGCACAGAAAUUUGCGUGUGGUAGUUCGGUAACGGGUGCUGAUGAAAUCGUCAUACAGGGUGAUGUAAAGGACGAUUUGCUCGAUAUGAUACCAGCUAAAUGGCCUCAGGUACAAGAAGAGAUGAUUGAUGAUCUCGGGGAUAAGAAGAGGUAG